GAAAACACAAUGAUGCAAAUGUGAAGUUCUAAUGAAACGCACAGAAUUUAUAUUGUAGUAGCCUCGGAAAUAUCGAAAAAUAUAUGAAAAUAUACAGCUUAAUUUUAUAUUUAAAAUGAGACAAAGGCAUUUCUAAUAGUUUAUGUCUGUGUCAAUAGGUGUGAUCUGACUCUGUACACAAUUAAAGGUCAAAGUCCAGCACAUUUUGUCUGUUUCUCCAGCACAUCCCUGCAGAGACACACAACCUCAUUUGUUUGCUUUUCUACUGCAAUAUUCAAAUUCAUUUCUCUGUAUAAGACAAUAACUAAGGUACAGUGGAGGAAGCAUACUUUGGAAAUGAAAUGCUUCACAAACUAUGUUCUCAUGACCCAAACAAACAACUGGGAUAAAGAUUUUGACAGUGAUGCUGUCACCAUUAUCAAUGCUUAGAAACUUCUAGCAGCAGAUGAUGAAUAAUUAGUUGGAUAUUUGGAUCUCAAAGAUGACUUUAGGUAAUGUGAAGUAAGGAUAUAUUUUAUAGUACAUGAAAUGCAGUUCAAAAAUAUAAACAUUAUUCAGAGAAUAAAGCAUAUAAAAACAAUAAUAGGGAACAGCAAUGACAAAAAUGCAUAUAGAAAAUAAAGAUACAGUAGCACUUUAUUUUACAGUCCUGCUUCACAUGUACAUACUAUGUAGUUAACUAUAACUAGUAAUAACUAUAGGUUCCCUCACCUUAACCCAUGUAAUUACCUUGUAAUACAGUACUUUUAGGUAAGUACACAUACUGUAAAAUAAAGUGCAAACAUGUUCUCAUUCUAUAGCACCUUUAAAAUGCAACUCAAAAUGUAAAAAAAAAAAAAAAAAAUGGGGGAGGAGGGAAGCAUAAAAACAAUAAUAAGCAACAAAAAAAUCACAAAAAAGCAUAUUAAAAAAAUACACAACAUCAAUUCACACCUUUCACACAAAAAAGCAGUUCAAAGUUAAAAAUAUAAACAUUAUUUAGAGGACAAAAGAAUAAAACAAUAAUAAGCAACCAGAAUGACAAAAAGCACAUAAAAAUGUUAAUUUGCACCUUUCAUACCUAAAAUGAGCUCAAAAUAUAAACAAUAGGAGGAAAAAGCAACAAUAAGCAACAAGAAAGACAAGACAGCACAUUAAAAUGAACAAACAUAUGAAAAACUAAAUGUUAUUUCUGUACCACCUUUCACACUUAAAAUAAGCUCAAAGGUCAAAAUAUAAACAAUAUUUAGGGAAAAAGAAUAAAUAAUAAGCAAUGAGAAUACCAUAAAAAGCAUAUCUACGUAAAAUAUGUGUUUGCUUCAUAAAAUGAGAAAGCUCAGAUCGUGUGUAAAAGCUGCCAGGUUGUUGAUGCAUAUGUCAUGGAGAGAAGCUGAACAUGAUUUCUUCAGGAUUUCCAGAAAAAAACUGCAUCAGAAGACCUUAAUGUCUCAUCUUCGGUGCAUAUCUCUCCAUCUUUUAUAGCCUCGUUUCGCAAAUGAGAACUCUAGUAAUUUACAGAACAUGAAUCAAACCCAUCAUUUCUUCCCUCCACCUUUAGUAUUCAGAUGCUUAUCAUGUUAUUUAGCAAUGACAUUUCAGGGUCCACCCAGUUUCUUAUCUUCACAUUCCACUCAUUUGAACUUCACACUGACUGGACACUUACAAACCAGGGUUAAUCUACGGAGGUGUUACUGAUAAGGUAAUGAGUAAUGAGAGGAUAUGGCCACUCCCUGGACCGCUUGCCAUCUGGGAGAGGUUAAUAUGUGAAGACUAACUGUGAGUUGAUACGGACAACGGCUGAGAAAGCAGCCGAAAAGCCAAGAGAUUUUGGGAGUAUGAGAGAGAGGAGUCAAUGAGAAGACAACAUUUUGAAGGCUGAGGGCAUCAAAAUCAAGGCGGAACUUCAAUUUAAGUGACAUUAAAGGAGCAACAGCACCAUCAUCAUGGUAACCCUGAACACUCAAUCUCUCACCGUGCCGGUGGGAAUAAUCCGCCUCUUUGAGUUCACACUAACGCUCAUUACCUUCAGCCUGGUGGCUUCUGAAGGCCACGACAGCUCUUCAUUCUGGGCCUGGUGCAUGUUCACCUGGUGCUUCUGCUGUUUCAUGACCCUCCUCAUCAUCAUCCUGGAGUUCACCAGCCUCAAUGCCAAGGUGCCCAUCUCUUGGGAUGACUUCACAACGGCUUUUGCGAUGUUGUCCACGCUUAUGCUGUUGGCCGCUUCGGUCAUCUACCCCACGUUCUACGUAGGCUCCUCACAUUCGGUCAGGAUCGCAGCCACAGUGAUGUCCUGUGUGUGCUUUGGCCUGUAUGCAGCCGAGGUGGGACUGACCCGAGCCAAACCCGGGGAGAUCAGCGGGUUCCUGUCCACCGUGCCGGGCUUGCUGAAGGUCCUGGAGGCGUUCGUGGCCUGCAUCAUCUUUAUCUCUCUGAAUUCGUUCGUUUACAGCAGGUCCCCUGGGCUCCAGUGGUGUGUGGCCGUCUACUCAAGCUGCUUCAUCGUUGCUCUCCUCAUCAUCAUCCUCACCAUCGGCGGGUUGUUGGCUCGAAUCCCCGUCCCGCUGGACAAAUGUCUGACAGGGUACAACAUACUAGCGGUUUUGAUGUACCUCACGGCUGUGGUGAUAUGGCCUAUCUACAGUUUCCAGAACAAUCCAAGACCACAAACCUGCAAUCAUUGUCCCUGGGACAGCCUGGUUGUUGUGUCCUGCAUGACUUGCAUCAAUCUGAUCGUCUACAUCGUGGAUACGGUUUACUCAGUGCGUCUGGUGUUUGUUUCACAUGCCUAGAAAACCAUAAUGGUAGAGUGAUAAAUUGCUUGUGAUGUUCCUCAUUUGCAAGUUGUGAAACAUAAAAUCUAUUGAAUGUAACCAGGCAUCAGCUUGGAUGAGAAGUACAGUUGUUAUAUAGGCAGUUUUAAAAAUGCACCAACUGAUUUUGUUGACUGGAAAACUGACUGGCAGUUUAUUGAUAUUAAUGAAAAAACAUCUGAGAAAUGUUGGCUUUUUGAGAAUUAUUACAAAUAAACAAAACAUAUAAUAAUAUUUUAAACAUUAAUUUUAUGUGUGUGUGUGUGUGUGUGUGUGUGUGCAUUAUGUUUCACAGACUUUUGUCGUUCUCUGUUGCUUCUGCUGUUGUUUGCAAACAAACAGUGAAACUUCUGAAAGUGAAAGAGAGAAAACACAUCAAUUCAUCUCCAUCUUUAUGUAUGCCAUUUAUAGCAUCAUAACUGUAACAUUCAAUAUCAGCGUAAUAUUAAUCUUUGAUCCUAACAAUGACUCAGAUGAACUCUUAUGUAACGUAUGCUAACAACACGGAUACUAUUAAUGUAGUAAAGGUUACAGAAAUAACAGCAACGAUUUGAGAAAUACUGUUUCAUUCACAAAUGCAUUACAAUCUAUGAAUGCCAUUUCAUGUUGACUGAGGUGCACUUUUUUGUAUUAAAUUACCUGUAAUAUAUUUGCUCUAUUUCAAAUUCUGUCAGAUUAUAGUUUUCCAGCUAGUGCAAGUAUACUUUAAUCUCCAAUAACACUUAAGUUUAAACACAGACUAAUAGGGAUAACAAUGUACAGUCAAGUCAGUAUCAUGACCAGCUGAUUGCCAACAAUUAAAUUA
Molecule: messenger RNA, 3594 nt
Organism: Onychostoma macrolepis
Lineage: Eukaryota; Metazoa; Chordata; Actinopteri; Cypriniformes; Cyprinidae
Product: Myeloid-associated differentiation marker homolog-like
Exons: 1
Coding region: 1923-2768 (281 amino acids)
Cellular component (GO): membrane
Source: RefSeq, a predicted model, not a curated record